Molecule: messenger RNA, 822 nt
Organism: Onthophagus taurus
Lineage: Eukaryota; Metazoa; Arthropoda; Insecta; Coleoptera; Scarabaeidae
Source: RefSeq, a predicted model, not a curated record
GUGCAAAAAAAACAUUGGAUGCUAUACUUUCUCCGCGGGUGUUCAAGAAUUUUUAGUGUUAAUUUAAACCGUAAAUAUGUAAAAUAACUAGAAAAAGAUCCCAAGUAUUAAAUUGACGAAAUUAUUUAUAAGCCUGUUCUCUCCUGGUUUUUGCAUUUGUAACGUCCCUCUCGGUUUUUGUAACUUUAACAAAAAGUUAUGUAAUGCCCGUCUUUACCAAAACUGGUGUGGUUUCUACCGAUAUUAACUCUGACGAUUUAAAUCUAAUCGAUCGAGGUGCUUCUUCAUUUUUUGGGUGCGUAGAAGAUUUGAUGAAUGUAAUGAAGGUUUGGUUGUACAACAACAUUUUUGGAAUAGAAUUAAAACAAGAAUCUGAAGAAUCGCAAUCGUUUUUCCAGUCAUUGAUGGUGUAUAUUGGAUUUUAUGAUAAACCAGAACAAAGCGGAUUUCCAAAUUCGAGUAAUUUAUCGAUUCUCGUCUUAAUUUUUGCACUAUAUUUCGGAUAUUUAUUUAUGGCGACGAAAUGUUUUAACCUUCCCAAACCAAUCGAUAGAUCUAUUUUUAUGAGGAAAUUCGUCAAUUAUUGGAAUACAAACGAAGAAAAUGAUUUUACUGCAACCCAUGAGCAAAUAGAAGAAGAAGACAAUCCCGAUUUGGAUUCUUUUGGUUAUUCGUCAUGCUCCAUCUGUUGUAAUCAACGUCAAAAAUUAUCGUUGGAAUCUCAAACUGAUUUAACUAGACUUGUACAACCUGUGGAAAUCGUUAAUUUUCCAUCUUGUGAUAUUUGUGAUCCUGGGAGAUGAAUUAAAAAUGAUAUCUAUA